GAAUAAUCUCUGUUCUCCGAUCCCUCUUCAAUAUUUUGCACCAAAUUCCCUUUUUUUCCCCUCAAAAGUUUGGAGAAUCAGUCAAAAUGUCGUUCCAAAUGAGCGAGCAAGAUAUCAAGGCCAAUCAGUCUCAUAUUGAUUAAUUCUAUGACAUACAAAAUAGGGUUCUUGACCCAAAUAGGCCUUUGGUAACAACAGAGGAAUGGGUUACAGUCAGGAGACCAAGCAAUAUUUAAGCGCAGCUAUUUUAUGGUGGUAUUUCUUCGCUAGAAAUGGAGUCACGGUCGACGAUAAACCUAUCUUUAUACCUCGACCACGUUACAUUAGUCUCGACACGCUACCACAUUCGCAGAGAGAGCUUCAAGACAUCAACAGAUUUCAAGUUCCUAGUAACACUGUUCGAGCUCAACUUGUAGCAGUCCAGAGUGCUGGUCUUACCGUAGGUCAAUCUCUUGAUCCUGUCCCAGAGCAAAGCCAAAAGGCUAUCAAGGAAGAAGCUUCUCAGAAGAAGGCUGAACGCCAACAAGCAGAUGAUGCGGAGCGAAAAUUCUAUGACGAGAAGACUGGCCAAUACUACGAUCAAAAAGCCUACCAGAAGCUCUUAGACGAUCGCUCCGAGAAGAAAAUCCGAAACUUCAUCGAGGAAUCUAUUGAGACUCUCAGAAAGGAAGUUCGAGAGGAAAUCGAAUCCCUGAAAGCCAAUACUGCCAAACAGCAGUUGACUACUCAGCUUUUGGAAGACUUUAUCCUCAAGUCAAUGCCUCCGCAGGAAGUGGAAGAAUUGGCUAGCCGAUUGCUACAGCGAUUAAAGCUGCAGGCUGCUGCUUCUUCUGUUGAUCCUACGGUCAUUUAUUGCGGUAUUCUUGCUGCCAAUCCUGCGGCUAAUUCUUCUGGAGAUGAUGAGGAUGGAACUAGUGAAGCCGAUGGUGGUGACGUCUAAACUCUCAUCCCACUUCAACCAUAUGUUUGCUUAACAAUCUAUGAGCGAGGAGCAUUUGAGGUGGAGGAAGUGGUUCUUUUGUGCAUGUGGGUGAAAACGGUCAAGUUACUUGGUAACUGAGAUGAUCGAAAACAAAAUGUUACUUGGUAACAAAAAUAGAUGAAAGCAAAAGUUCUUGGUACUAAAAUAUUACACAGCUACAUUGCCACGAAAAGGGAGAUCAGAAGAAAGUUUAUUGGUAGCAACCUGAGCUAUAAACUCGAAUGAUGAAUCUCAUGGAUAAGAUCA
Molecule: messenger RNA, 1228 nt
Organism: Botrytis cinerea B05.10
Lineage: Eukaryota; Fungi; Ascomycota; Leotiomycetes; Helotiales; Sclerotiniaceae
Exons: 4
Coding region: 203-940 (245 amino acids)
Source: RefSeq, a predicted model, not a curated record